Messenger RNA from Nicotiana tabacum (common tobacco), 897 nucleotides. Lineage: Eukaryota; Viridiplantae; Streptophyta; Magnoliopsida; Solanales; Solanaceae. The record is from RefSeq and is a predicted model, not a curated record.
AUGAUCCAGUUACUACAUGCAAAUGGGCAGUUUAUGGGUCUUCCACACGAGGAUCCACAACAACACAUUCUAAAUUUCUUAGAGAUUAGUGAUACUUAUAUCACUAAUGGAGUCACUACAGACUAUGUGAGGCUCACACUAUUCUCGUUUUCUCUGUUGGGUGAAGAAAAGCGGUGGUUGAAGGUGGAACUAGCUAAUUCUAUUACAUCAUGUAAUGAUCUGGCAAGAAAAUCUUUGGCACGGUUCUUCCCUUUAGGCAAAACUGCAAAGAUCAGAAGUGAAAUCAUCUCCUUCAAACAGAAAUUGGGGGAAUCUUUAUAUUCAGCUUGGGAGUGGUUCAAAGGGCUGCUUAGAGAUUGUCUUCAUCACAACCAGAUAAAUGAAGUGUUAGCUCAUAACUUCAUAGAAGGGCUACAUCCAGAGACAAAUAUUGUGGUGGACGCUGUCGCGGGAGGUCAAGUGUUGGAGAAAAACUUUGAUGAAAUGUAUGCAUUAUUGAAUAAAUUCUCCAAAAGUAAUCCUGAUUGGAAAAGAGAGAUGGGCAGACACACAGUUCAAAAAUAUCUGGGGGUCCUCGAGUUAGAUGUAUUUUCUACAUUAUCAACACAAGUUGCCACAUUAUCCAACCAAGACAAUAAGAUGACCUUGGUUAUUAACAAGAAACAAGCUCAGUCAAUGCAACAGGUUCAAAUAUUUUGUGAUGUAUGUGGAGAUGGUCACAUGAGCGAUUUAUGCCCAGAUAAUCCAGAAUCUGUAUUUUUCAUGGGUAAUGCAAAUAGGGGCCAGACAAACCAGUAUGGGAACACUUACAAUCCUAAUUGGAGGAACAACCCAAACUUCUCUUGGGGUGGAAACCAAAGUGCGUGGAAUCAGUACAGGCCACAAGCUCCGCAAUAG